AUGGUAGCCACUUUGAAUCCGGUCAACCACUGUCAUCAACUGCUCUCAGCUGCUAACCACAACCACGCCUGCCGCCUUGUGAUAACCGCUUCUUUCAACGAGGUUGCCAUUAACGAUGGUGAUAAGAGAUCAAAUAAGUCAACUCGCUUAGCGAAAUCGAUCUCAAACCUCUUGAAUCUGUAUAUCGAAAAGCCAUCGCUGAAGAACUUUCUCCACCGUAAUGACUGGAACGUUGUUGCUCAGGCGGAGGCGAAGCUGGAGUUGCCGACGAUGUCACCGAAGGAAGACAUUUCGAGUAUAUGGCGCGACAUCCACGGUUGUUCCGAUUGGGAAAACCUCCUUGAUCCGCUUCAUCCUUUUGUUCGUAGAGAGUUGAUUAAAUAUGGCGAGUUUUCUCAGGCGACAUACGACGCUUUUGAUUUUGAUUCGUUCUCGGAGUAUUGUGGAAGCUGUCUGUUUAAUCGCCGGAAGUUUUUCGAAAAAUUAGGGCUUACGAAACAUGGUUAUGAUGUGAGAAAAUACAUUUACGCCAUGUCGCAAUUUGAAAUCCCUAGAUGGCUUGAGAAAUCAUACGUGACUGAUACAUGGAGUAAGGAUUCCAAUUGGAUGGGUUACAUCGCUGUGAGUGAUGAUCUUGAAUCGAAGAGGAUCGGAAGAAGAGACAUCGUGGUGGCGUGGCGUGGCACUGUGCUUCCUUCCGAAUGGUAUGAAGAUAUGCAACGAGAUCUCGAGCCAUUAGGGCACGGAGAAGCGAAGGUGGAGCGAGGGUUUCUGAGUAUCUACAAAUCGAAGCGUAUGUCAACACGAUACAACAAAACCAGUGCAUCGGAGCAAGUAAUGGAAGAGAUAAAACGAUUAACGAAGUUCUACAAAUCAACCGGCGAACAAGUGAGUCUCACGAUUACCGGCCACAGCCUGGGCGGCGCGUUAGCUUUACUGAACGCGUACGACGCCGCCAUGACGUUUCCAACUCUUCCGAUAAGCGUGAUCUCCUUCGGUGCACCUAGAGUCGGAAACAUCGCAUUCAGGGAUGAACUCCACCACAGAGGCGUCAAAGCACUACGGAUCACAAUCAAACAAGAUCUAGUCCCUCGAAUGCCAGAGUUGAAGCUUGAUGCAAGAGCUUCACCUUUUCUGAAACGUGGGUCGAAUUUCAUCGGUGUUCAUCAUCCUGAGACGUAUCUACAUCUUGUUGAUGGAUUUGUGAGUAGCAAUUCGAGUUUUCGAUCGGAUGCUAAACGGGAUUUGGCACUUGUGAAUAAGUAUUGUGAUAUGCUUGUAAAUGAGCUUAGAAUUCCUGCGUAUUGGUAUCAAUUGAGCAACAAAGGGUUGGUUUCGAAUGAAUUUGGGAGAUGGAUUAGACCUAAAAGGGAAAAUGAAGACGUACCUUCACCUAUUGAAGAAGAAGAAAAUUAUGAUUUGUAG
This is a messenger RNA of Lactuca saligna, 1425 nucleotides long. The record is from the annotation of a GenBank genome assembly. Lineage: Eukaryota; Viridiplantae; Streptophyta; Magnoliopsida; Asterales; Asteraceae.